Molecule: messenger RNA, 940 nt
Organism: Drosophila nasuta
Lineage: Eukaryota; Metazoa; Arthropoda; Insecta; Diptera; Drosophilidae
Product: small integral membrane protein 8
Exons: 3
Coding region: 655-912 (85 amino acids)
Source: RefSeq, a predicted model, not a curated record
CGACUUACAGCAUAUUUUAUUGAGUUACAGCUUUGAUGUUACACUUUUCUAUUCAAUUUGUUGUUAACUGUAUUACAUAUAUUUCCAAAUUCUAUUGAACAAAUAUGGAAGACCAUCGACCUCAAAAUUAUAAAACGGCUAUAAGGGGCUUUAAUGUUUUUAAGCGAAUUCAAGCAGAACUCAAUACAACACAGAAUAAAGUUCUUUUGGGCUUGACGAUUGCUGCAGCUGCUGGCGUACUUGGUUACAACAGUUACGUGCGGCAUAAAUAUGAACGUCUUGGCUAUUAUUUGGCCUUCAGAGAGGAUGGCAGCAAAGAGUUUAUUAAAAAGAAAUCCAACUGGGAGACGUAGAAAACUUGCAAGCAAUGCAUAGAAUUUAACUUCGUAAUGGCUAUGUGUAUUUCCCUUUUUUUUUUUGUUUUUAACGACGAAUUCUAUGUUGUGCAAAUUUUGAAUUCGAUAGAUUCAAAAUGAUAAAAUCGAUAAAUUUUCAUAUGUUAGGUCACACCUAAAAUACAAUUUAAAUUACACAAAACCUAUCGAACGAUUCUUCUGCUAAGCACUGUUAUCGAUUUGCCGAACACAUGCCGUUUGUUUACUACAAUUGUGCAAUGUUUUAUUAAAAAUUGAGUUGAAUUGCAAAUCCAAAAAAAUGAGUGACAAGCCAAAUCAAAAUCCCGGAGAGGGCAUUCGCUCCAUGCGAAGCACCAGCGUUUUUCGACUGAUUAAUUUUGAGCUGUAUACAAAGCCGAACAAAAUUAUAAUGGGUAUAGGCCUGAUAGCCGUAACUGGAGUCUUUGGCUAUAUUGCCUAUAUGCGUCACAAGUAUGAAGAUCUUGGUUACUAUGUGGCGGUCAAGGAAAAUGGACGUGAGGAAUUUGUUAAAAAGAAAUCCAAUUGGGAAACAUAAAAAAAAACUUAUUUCUUGAAAUUUUAAA